ACCUUUUGUAACGUAUCAUAACUCACUUGGGAGAGAUCUCUACCUUGUAACUCAGGAAUGCUAAAGACAGGGUUCUUUUGGCACUCCAAGACGUUCUUGAGCCCAAGGACAAAUCUGGAGUUAAAGCUUGCUCUUCCCUGGGCCAUCUUCUUAAUGAGGUUUUUGAAGUUGUUGUAGAGCCAAAACUUGUGCAGCCAACAUUUGUCUUGGACUACCCAAUCGAACUCCGCUAGUAUAAGAGACGUCAUUGCGUUUCCUGUUCUUAAAAUUCAGCAGUAACACCUCAUGGUUGUAGCUUUAACAUUGUUAUGUAUUUUUUUUUAUUAUUUCUCCAUCAAGAAGUUGGAAGAAGCAGGUGUAACAAACACGUUUAAAUAGCAAAACAAAUCCAGUUAAUUAUUUUUUCUUGAUGAAUGCUUGAAACAGAGAGACAUAUAAUAAUACAUACAAAAGUAAAGUUACAUCAUGUUGGAUGCUCGUCCAGUUUAAUCCCAUUUUUAGUAAUACAGAAUCCAGACAAUGGUUGACUUCCACCAUUGCAGAUACUCUCACUAUAAGCCGAAUAAAAAAACAUGUGAUGUUUUAUGACAUUGAUGGGUGAAACAAUCAGGAACCAACAGUAAAAAACUGACGACUGUGAUCAAUAGGAAUCUGUCCUUUUCCUAGCAUGGUCCCUACCUAUACUUUUAUCUGUUUCUCAUCUGAUCAACUUAUAAUUAAAUGGUCUUUGGAUUCUAUCAAAGAGGAGAUGUUUAUGUACUGUGGUUAUUAACUCUUCCUCGAACCCCCCUUGCUGCUGUUUUGUUCUUUUCAGAAAUCAUAACUGUUUUCUUUCCAAUCUGAGCACAUUAAGUUUGUUACUUUAUCAAAGACAAGACUGGUGACUAGGUGUUUCAAAGAACCAACAUAUAGUUUUUGAUGAGGGUUUUGCUGUGUAAGAUCCAGUGCCCUUCUUUCAUCUGCUUCUCUAAGCCGUCUCCUCACAUCUACACACCAGGCUCGCAGAGAUUGGAGAGCACGCCUCCUCAAGUGGCGUCUUCCGCUAGUACCGUUGUUGAUGACAAUGAUGAUGAUCAUUAUGUUGAUGCACAUGUAGAAGAAGGUGUUGACCAUGUUAAUGGUUUGUUGAAUAAGGUUAGGGAAACAGAUUAUGUUAUAGAGGAGAAGGAAGAAGAUUGUACCCUUGAGGAGAAACAGGAAGAAGAGGAAGGACAUAGUGAUGGGGAGAUCCUGAGAAGCAGUACAAAGGAGGUUUUAGAUUCAGCAGAUGGUGGGAUAAUGGAGAAGAAGAAGAAGGUACAGUGGGUGGAUUUGAUGGGGAAAGAACUUGCUGAAGUCCGGGAAUUCGAGUCUAGGUUUUGUGAAGAAGAUGAUAUCAGAUAUGAUGGCGAUAAAAGCUGUGUCUGCGUUAUUCUGUGAUCAGCUGAGUUCAGUUUUACCUGGAGAUAAGGCAAUGGUGAAAGGUGAAGAAGCUUGUUUGUCUUGUGGCUUUAGCUUUAGAAUCCAUAUACAUAAAGGUAGUACAUACAUAUAGUAGAAUCUGCAGUUGUGUUCAGCCAAUCUACAUUUGCUAGCAUUUUGUUACGGUUUUAGGAUUGUAAAAAAAAAUUGCUUUCUGCUACACUUGUUUCUUAGACAAGUUAGUGAACUUCUUUCUCACUCAGAUUCAAGAAGCUUUAGUUUUUGAAUUUUUA
Brassica napus (rape) is the source of this 1694-nucleotide messenger RNA. RefSeq lists its product as uncharacterized. NCBI's taxonomy places the organism in Eukaryota, Viridiplantae, Streptophyta, Magnoliopsida, Brassicales, Brassicaceae. The coding region runs from base 919 to 1419 and encodes 166 amino acids. The record is from RefSeq and is a predicted model, not a curated record. The transcript is spliced from 3 exons.